UUUCAAGCGUGUUAUCAUUAUAUCAGAAAUGAAAUUUAAAAAUUGUCGUUGUUCCAUAAUAAUGUCAUGUUUUUUAUUAUAACUUUUACUUGAAAUUACAGUUUCAUUUUGGGUAGUUUUUUAACUACACAUUAUUAGCUAUGACUAAACCUAGACGUUCAACGGGGCCCGCAAUAAAGUAUCGCACUUGUGAUACUUGUCAUUCAACUUUAUAUUUUAGUGAUAUGGAAACUCAUUUCUCUGGCCAAUGUCCACCCUUAACGGAAAAUUGGUCUCAAGCUUAUGUACAUGAUCACAAAUUGUUUUCGUAUGCACAGCUACACACCAAAGACGACGAAUUCUUGGUUGGUAAUGAUAAUGUUGUUGUUCCAAUUGCUGCCAUACAAUUGUGUGGGUUUGUACUUGGUGAGCCAGUAAUUGUAAGAUGUGGAUCAAAGACUUUAGUAAAAAAUAUCUGGCCUUCUGAAGAAUUACCACUCUCAAAAGUGUUUUUCUCUAAAGAUGUUUUGGUAAAUGAAUUUGAUCAAUUAGAGCAUGUAUCUAUUGAAAGAUUUUCUAUUCCACCAAGUGAAGCACAGCAUAUUGAAGUUGAAUUAACAAAAUAUGACUUAUUACCUCCUGAUGGUGAAUUCAAGAAACAAUUGCUGCUCCAUAUAUCUAAUAAAUAUGAAGGAAGGAUUAUUAAGCAGUCUGAUUUUCUCUGUUUUGAUUUUUAUGGACGUAGUUUUUCUUUAAAAGUAUAUGAAAUUCAAAUAUUUCCUUGUCAUAAUCUUGAAGAACAAAUUAAAAGUCUGAAUUUAAACAAUAACUUUUAUCAUAUUUCAUCAUCUACCACUUGGAGUAUUAAAUCUAACGUGACAAUAAAUAAAACUCCAUUUCCUUUAGAAAAUAUUGGCGGAAUAAGUUAUUUGUUUGAUAAAAUAAUAAAAAUUAUUGAAACUACCAAACAUUACCAAAACCAUUGCGGUAUUCUUCUACAUGGAAUAUCUGGAACUGGAAAGACACUAUUAGCAAAUACAACAGCUAAUUCAUUAGAUAGACAUAUUGUUGAAUUGAAAAGUUGGGAAAUUUUAAGUAAAGUAUAUGGUCAAAGUGAAGCAAGGCUAAAACGAUGUUUUGAAGAAGCAAUAGUAAAUUCUCCAAGUGUAAUUCUUAUUGAUCAAGUAGACACAUUUAGUAUAUCAAAUAAUCCAACUGAUUUAGAAAGAAGAAUAAUCAAUACAAUGCAAUCUCUGUUUGAUUUGCUUAAAACAGUCAAGCACAAUGGGAUAGCAGUACUUGGAACUACUAGAAGUUUAGAAUUAGUUGAUGGUAAUUUACGAAGACCUGGAAGAUUUGAUUAUGAAGUCGAAGUACCUGUGCCAAAUGAAUUGCAGCGUAAAGAUAUUUUAAAGUGUCAAUUAUCUCAUAUUAAACAUAAUGUUAUAGAAAGUGAUAUUACUGAUAUUGCUUAUAAAGCUCAAGGAUUUGUGGGAGCUGAUUUAUUAGCUGUAGUGAACCGUUCAGUUACAGAAGCUGCAAUAAAUGAUGAAGAAUUUGUAUCUUAUAAACAUCUCUGCAUUGCAAUAAAUCAAGUGAAACCUUCUGCCAUCAAAGAAGUUUUGGUUCAAGUGCCAAAUGUCAAAUGGACUGAUAUUGGUGGACAAGAUAAAAUCAAAUUAAAACUUAGACAGGUAGUUGAGUGGCCUCUUAAAUAUCCUGAAGCUUUUGAAAGGAUGGGUAUAAGCCCUCCACGCGGUGUUCUGUUGUAUGGACCCCCUGGUUGUUCAAAGACAAUGAUUGCUAAAGCUGUUGCGACUGAAAGUCACUUUAAUUUUAUAUCCAUUAAAGGUCCUGAGCUUUUUAAAAAAUACGUGGGAGAGUCAGAGCGUGCUGUAAGAGAAACAUUUAAGCGAGCCAAAAGUGUUGCACCAUGUGUUGUAUUUUUUGAUGAAUUAGAUGGUUUAGCUGGUGAAAGAGGGAUUGGUGAUAGUGGGUCAAGUAGUGUACAUUCAAGGGUUUUAGCACAACUAUUAACUGAAUUAGAUGGAGUUCAACCAUUAGGAAAUGUUACUAUUUUAGCUGCAACUAACAGACCAGAUUUAAUUGAUUCUGCUCUUCUGAGACCAGGAAGAUUAGAUCGAAAAGUUUAUGUUCCAUUGCCAGAUGAAAAUACACGCCUAGAAAUAUUAAAGCUUAAACUUAGUAAAAUGCCUAUAUCAAGUGAUGUGGAUAUCACAGAACUCAUCAAAUAUACUGAAAAUUAUUCGGGGGCUGAGGUUAUAUCAAUUUGUCAUGAAGCAUCUCUUAAAGCAAUGGAAGAAAAUAUACAUGCUAAGCAAGUUGAAAUGCGUCACUUUAUCUCAACUCUUGAAAGUAUGCACCCUCAAACACCAACAUGGUUGUUAAGCAUUUAUGAAAAAUUUUCUGGGCACCAGUAGCAACAAAAUAAAUUUACUUUAUUUAUAUAGUAAGUUGUAACUAUUACAAAUAAAUGAUACAAUUUUAGCAAUAUACAUUUAGAAAUAUAAAAGAAAUACAGAAAUUAGGGCGGCGAAGGGUAUAUCUAAACUAAAUUUGAGGAAUGUCCUUUCCUAUGGCAGUCAACAGAACUUUUUCAAUCAAACUUAUCUCUUAGUUUUGCUUUAAACAAUACAGGUAAGAGAGAUAGUGUUGCAAAAGUUGCUAAAAGUAAAACAGAAGUCCAUGACCAUGUACUACUAGUAGAUGUUAACUCAUGCAAUGUUUGACCAGCUUGUACAGCUAAUACUGAUGGUACAGCAA
Messenger RNA from Daktulosphaira vitifoliae (grape phylloxera), 2763 nucleotides. RefSeq names its product ribosome biogenesis protein SPATA5-like. The transcript has 8 exons. Lineage: Eukaryota; Metazoa; Arthropoda; Insecta; Hemiptera; Phylloxeridae. Gene Ontology annotation, molecular function: ATP binding; ATP hydrolysis activity. Gene Ontology annotation, cellular component: cytoplasm. The coding region runs from base 141 to 2420 and encodes 759 amino acids. The record is from RefSeq and is a predicted model, not a curated record.